GCAAGCCACGAGGGGAGGAGGGAUCCUAUAAAAGGAACGGGAGGAAUGUGCAGAGAUGACUUGCCGGCCUCCCUCCUACAGGCGCACAGCUGUAGGUGAUGACGCGGAGGCCAGCAGAAGUGACGGCAGACCCUUGAGACGCUCCCGUGGAAGCGUGGAGUCCACUUGUCCCCAGGCCCUGGGGGCCCACCAACACCCCUUUUGUUUUCUGUGCCUGUUUGCUGCCAUCAGCCCCUCCUGCAGACAGGCCUGAGCUGGGCUGCUGGUCUCCCCUGCAUCGGUGAGCAGCAGAGCUAGCCAAGAAGACCAGAGGCGCUGAGCCCCAGAGACCACACACCCCAGCUCUCUGAGCAGACAGUCAUGUCGACGUACUACAGGGCUUUGAAGUUCAGGAGGCAUGCUCCAACCUCUACUCAACACCACCCAAAGGAAGACAUGAACUUCCAUCAGCAGCCACCAGGGCUACCGGGCGCAGCACUGGGGCAGACAAUGAGUCCCCCACCCUGGCAGAUGGGAGAGAGCAACCCGGACUUCCUUCCCAACAACUUCAAUCAGCUGAAUUUGGACCCUCAGCAGCCAGAAGCAGACGGGGGCCAACAGAGGUCAAAGGGGCCCGAAAACAACCUGUACAGAAAGUACGAGGAGAAGGUGCGGCCCUGCAUUGACCUCAUCGACUCCCUGCGGGCCCUGGGCGUGGAGCAGGACCUGGCCUUGCCCGCCAUUGCCGUCAUUGGGGACCAGAGCUCAGGCAAGAGCUCCGUGCUGGAGGCUCUGUCGGGGGUCGCCCUCCCCAGGGGCAGCGGAAUCAUCACCCGGUGUCCACUGGUGCUGAAACUGACAAAGCGGGAGUGUGAAUGGACGGGGAAAAUCACCUACCGCAACGUGACGCAGCAGCUACACAACCCCUCCGAGGUGGAGCGGGAGAUUCGCAGAGCCCAGAACAUCAUAGCUGGGAAUGGAGUUGGCAUCAGCCAUGAGCUCAUUAAUCUGGAGGUCACCUCCCCUGAGGUCCCAGAUCUGACCCUCAUUGACCUUCCCGGCAUCACCAGGGUGGCUGUGGAAAACCAGCCACAAGACAUCGGACUGCAGAUCAAGGCACUCAUCAAAACGUACAUCCAGAGGCAGGAGACCAUCAACUUGGUGGUAGUCCCCUGCAACGUGGACAUCGCCACCACGGAGGCACUGAGCAUGGCCCAGGAGGUGGACCCCGAUGGAGACAGGACCAUAGGGAUCCUGACCAAACCAGACCUGGUGGACAAGGGCACCGAGAAAGGUGUCCUGAAGGUCAUGCAGAACCUCACCUAUCAUCUCAAGAAGGGGUAUAUGAUCGUGAAGUGCCGGGGCCAGCAGGAUAUCACCAACAAGCUGAGCUUGGCAGAGGCAACCAGGAAAGAAGUAAUGUUCUUUCAGACACAUCCGUAUUUCAGAGUUCUUCUGGAUGAAGGAAAGGCCACGGUGCCUCUUCUGGCAGAAAGACUUACCACCGAGCUCAUCUGGCACAUCAAUAAAUCGCUCCCCUUGUUAGAAAACCAAAUAAAGGAGAAACACCAGAGGGCGACAGAGGAGCUGCAGCAGUACGGGGACGACAUUCCCAGCGAUGAAGGGGAUAAAAUGUUCUUCCUCAUCGAGAAAAUUAAGGUAUUUAAUGAGGACAUUGAAAAGUUAAUAGAAGGAGAAGAAAUUGUAAUAGAGACAGAGUCUCGCUUAUGUAACAGAAUCAGAGAGGAGUUUACAAGAUGGGUACUCAUACUUACCACCAAUAUCGAAAAAGUUAAAAGUAUCCUUAACGAAGAAGUCUCAAAAUAUGAAAAGAAGUAUCGAGGCAAAGAACUUCUUGGAUUUGUCAAUUAUAAGACGUUUGAGACUGUCGUGAAGCACUACCUGGGACAACUGAUAGACCCAGCACUCAAGAUGCUCCAAAAGGCCAUGGAAAUUAUCUGGCAAACUUUCAAGGACACAGCCAAAAAGCAUUUUGCUGAAUUUUGCAAUCUGCAUCAAACAGUCCAGAACAAGAUCGAAGACAUAAAAACAAAACAAAUGGCAGAAGCAGCAAAUCUGAUCCAACUUCAGUUCAGGAUGGAGAAGCUGGUUUUUUGUCAAGACCAGAUUUACGGCGUGGUUCUGAACAAAGUCCGAGAAGAGAUUUUUAAUUCCGUGGGAAAGGCUUCAGAGAAUCCUCAGUCAAAGCAUCCCUUUUUAAAUAAUCAGUCUUCAGUUUCCUCCAUCGUUGAGAUUGGGGUCCACCUGAAUGCAUAUUUCACGGAAACCAGCAAACGGCUCGCCAAUCAGAUCCCGUUCAUCAUUCAGUAUUUUAUGCUCCAAGAGAAUGGUGAUAAGGUGCAGAAAGCCAUGAUGCAGCUUCUGCAGGAGACACAGCACUAUUCCUGGCUGCUUCAGGAGCAGAGUGAUACAGCUACCAAGAGGAAAUUCCUGAAGGAGAAGAUUUUUCGGCUGACUCAGGCACAGCAAGCUCUCUACGAAUUCCCCCAUUUCAAAGGCAUAUGAGGAUGAGAUGGCUGGAUGGCAUCACGGACUCGAUGGACGUGAGUCUGAGUGAACUCCGGGAGUUGGUGAUGGACAGAGAGGCCUGGCGUGCUGCGAUUCAUGGGGUCGCAAAGAGUUGGACAUGACUGAGCGACUGAACUGAACUGAACCACCUUUUUGCUCAUUUCUGUUGUACAUGACAGUCCAGACUUGACCGUGUAGGCACAAGAAAACUCGCCUGCCUGAAGUGGAGCUGAUGAUGGAAGUGUGACGUCUGUUCAAGAAAGAGGAAGAAAGUCGUCUUUUGCCCCUCUCCACUUUUCCUUUGAUUAUGAAACUGGAGCCCACUAAUUUCUUUAAGUGCAGCACCCUCUUACCUGCCUGCUUAUAAGUCAUAUAAACUUCAUAUUCUAAUAAAUCACUUCAUAUCUAUC
Messenger RNA from Capra hircus (goat), 2918 nucleotides. RefSeq names its product MX dynamin like GTPase 2 (gene MX2). The transcript has 16 exons. Gene Ontology annotation, molecular function: microtubule binding; GTP binding; GTPase activity. The record is from RefSeq and is a predicted model, not a curated record. The coding region runs from base 361 to 2505 and encodes 714 amino acids. Gene Ontology annotation, biological process: defense response to virus. Lineage: Eukaryota; Metazoa; Chordata; Mammalia; Artiodactyla; Bovidae. Gene Ontology annotation, cellular component: membrane; cytoplasm; microtubule.